AUGACCAAAUACACCUUUUUCCUCUGUUUACUUCUUCCAAUCCUUUUCAUAAGUGCUACUCCCACCUUUUCCUUUCCGGCAGCUAGUUCUGAAAUAGAAAAACUUCUUUCAUCCAAAUCCGUAUUUACCUAUUAUUGGGUUUCAUUUGAAUCAGAUCACAAAUCGUCUCGUCAAGUCACGAUUCGAACUUGCGAUAAGAAACCUAUUGCGACCGUAAAUAAGGAUUUUGCAAUUGAAAUGAAAACGGAAGGAACCGGUGUAAGUAAAUCUGGCAAAGUAUUUAACUUUGGUGAUUGUGAUUGCGGCUCUGGUUUCGAUUGUUUCGUUGAGUUAGACAAAAAGAAGCUCCCGUUUGGUGAAUCAUCAAGUGAAAAUCCCCUUACACCAUUUGUCACCAUAGCAGCUAAUGAUAUUCGUCCGGGAACAAAACUUUACAUUCCAAAGCUUGAUGGAAUGAUCAUGCCGGGCGGAGAACGUCACAAUGGAUGCGUAAAAGUUGAUGAUGAAGGUCAUGGGUUUGGAGAAAGACACAUUGACUUUUUUGUUGGCAAAGAAUCUAAUUACAAGACCUUGAUAAAGCAAAAGCUGUUCACCGAAGUUGAAGUUUUUAGCGCAAAGAAAUGUAAUAUUCUGAAUUACAGUAUGUAA
Messenger RNA from Funneliformis caledonium, 648 nucleotides. The record is from the annotation of a GenBank genome assembly. NCBI's taxonomy places the organism in Eukaryota, Fungi, Glomeromycota, Glomeromycetes, Glomerales, Glomeraceae.